Hypoxylon trugodes is the source of this 1320-nucleotide messenger RNA. Its product is annotated as actin family. The transcript has 7 exons. Bases 1 to 1320 code for a protein of 439 amino acids. NCBI's taxonomy places the organism in Eukaryota, Fungi, Ascomycota, Sordariomycetes, Xylariales, Hypoxylaceae. Gene Ontology annotation, cellular component: actin cortical patch; Arp2/3 protein complex. Gene Ontology annotation, molecular function: actin filament binding. The record is from RefSeq and is a predicted model, not a curated record. Gene Ontology annotation, biological process: Arp2/3 complex-mediated actin nucleation.
AUGGCGAACCAAACCCCUGCCGUUGUCAUGGACAACGGCACGGGUUUCUCCAAGCUCGGUUUCGCCGGUAACGAUUCUCCCUCGUUCGUCUUCCCAACUGCGAUAGCCACGAAAGGCCCAGCAGCUGGUAGUGGAGGAACCGGAUCAGGUCGACCCGCCGUUGCCAACAAGCCGUCCUUCCUUACAGGAGGUGCUGGUCCUACGGGGCACUUAUCGAAUAAACGAGGAACCGAAGAUCUAGACUUUUUCAUCGGCGACGAAGCUAUUGCCGCAUCAAACGGGCCAGGUUAUGGGCUACAUUACCCAAUUCGACACGGUCAAAUAGAGAAUUGGGAUCAUAUGGAAAGGUUUUGGUCCAACUCCAUCUUCAAGUACCUACGUGUCGAACCCGAAGACCAUUAUUUCCUCUUAACCGAGCCUCCGUUAAACCCUCCCGAGAAUCGAGAAAAUACCGCCGAAAUAUUCUUCGAGUCAUUUAACUGUGCAGGUCUUUACAUCGCCGUUCAAGCUGUUCUUGCUCUCGCCGCAUCUUGGACUUCGUCCAAAGUAUCCGAUCGCUCCCUGACGGGUACUGUUAUCGAUUCGGGUGAUGGUGUCACUCACGUCAUUCCUGUUGCGGAAGGUUACGUUAUCGGUUCCUCGAUUAAAUCUAUCCCUAUCGCCGGUCGAGACAUCACCUAUUUCGUUCAAUCCUUACUACGUGACCGAGGCGAACCCGACAGCUCGCUAAAGACGGCCCAGGAGAUUAAGGAGGAAUACUGCUACGUAUGCCCCGAUAUCGUUAAGGAAUUCUCGAGAUUCGACCGGGAUCGCAGCCGUUUCGCCAAACACGUGGUCUCGCAACCCGGUGGUCGUCAAGUCACAGUCGACGUUGGAUACGAACGAUUCCUUGCCCCCGAAAUCUUUUUUAACCCCGAAAUCUACUCCUCCGACUUCCUUACACCUCUACCUGUUGUUGUUGACGGCGUCAUCCAAUCCAGUCCUAUCGAUGUCCGGCGAGGAUUAUACAAGAACAUUGUGUUAUCUGGAGGUAGCACAUUAUACAAAGACUUUGGCCGAAGAUUACAACGAGACAUUAAGCACCUAGUAGACGCAAGGAUUCGAGCCAGUGAGGUACGCAGUGGAGGAGCGAAGAGUGGUGGUUUGGAAGUUCAGGUCAUCACACACAAGCGACAACGGCAUGGUCCAUGGUUUGGCGGUAGCUUGCUAGGACAAACCCCUGAAUUCCGAUCAUAUUGCCACACCAAGGCUGAAUACCAAGAAUACGGACCCGGAAUUGUGCGAAGAUUUGCUCUGCUUGGUGGUCCUGGUGGUUCGUAG